AUGCAAAGUGUGUGGAUCCCGGAUGCCGAGCAGGUGUUUGUUCAAGCAGAAUUUGUGGGCGAGAAAACAGUGAGAAACAAACAAAACAAAGAUGAGAAGUGGGCAGUUGUGCGGCGAGAUGGGCGUGAACAGGAAAUUCCAGCUGGCCAAGUUUUCGCCGUUAACCCGGGCACGUUCGAUCGCAUCGAUGACAUGUCCGAGCUGACGCACCUCAACGAGCCCUCGGUCUUGCAUAACCUUGAGAAUAGGUACGCAGACGAUAACAUCUACACGUACUCAGGUCUCUUCCUUGUUGCAAUUAAUCCCUAUAGCAAUAUUCGCAUUUACACACAGGACUACAUCAGCCUCUACCACGGAUCGCCCAAAGAAGACAACAAACCACACAUUUUCGCGGUCGCCGAGGAAGCCUAUCAGAAUUUACUCAGCCAGCGCAGGGAUCAGUCAAUCCUGGUUACUGGUGAGUCUGGAGCAGGGAAAACUGAGAACACCAAAAAAAUACUGCAGUAUCUCGCCUCAAUUACCUCGGAGGACAAGCUAUCUCCAGACACAUCGCACGAGAGUUUUGAGCGUAAAAUCCUACAGAGCAACCCCAUUUUAGAGUCAUUUGGUAACGCACAAACUGUACGAAACAACAAUUCCUCAAGAUUUGGAAAGUUCAUCAAAAUUGAGUUCGAUGAGCUGGGCAAAAUCAACGGUGCGCACGUCGAUUGGUACCUUUUGGAAAAAUCGAGGAUUAUUCAACAAAGUCCAAGAGAGCGUAAUUACCAUAUCUUUUAUCAAAUGCUUUCUGGUAUGUCUGCUCAAGAUUUGCGCAAAUACGGCUUGGAAUCAAACUCAAUCAAAGACUACGGCUUCCUGCGCAACUCGAACUCAAGUAUUCCGGGAGUCGACGAUACACAAGACUUUCACACCCUUCUAACAUCUUUCAAUGUUGUUGGUUUUACUGGUAUUGAGGUUCAGGCCGUGAUGACAUGCAUAGCAAUUAUUCUGCAUAUUGGAAAUAUUGAGUUCGUAUCUGAGCGAGCUGAGCAAGCAUCAAUAAGUGGCAGCGUCGAGGUUCUUUGUAAGUUGUUGGGCGUCACGGAGGUUGACUUCAAAGUUGCAGUAUUAAGGCCGAAGGCAAAGGCGGGCAAAGAUUGGGUGUCGCAGUCAAAGAACGCGCUUCAAGCGCGCUUUAUUCUAAAUUCCCUUUCCAGAUCACUGUAUGAGAACUUGUUCGCACAUAUCGUCCAGAAGAUCAACAGCAAUUUGGACCACGGCUCUAUGACGGAGAACUACAUUGGUCUCCUUGACAUUGCUGGCUUUGAAAUUUUCAAACACAAUUCUUUUGAGCAGCUCUGUAUAAACUAUACCAACGAGAAGCUGCAACAGUUUUUCAACCACCACAUGUUUGUCCUGGAACAAAACGAAUAUCUGAAAGAGAACGUCCAAUGGAAUUUUGUCGAUUAUGGUAAAGAUUUGCAGUCUACCAUAGAUCUUAUCGAGAAGAAGGACCAAAACCCAGGCGUUUUGCCCUUGCUUGACGAGGAGUCGAUUCUGCCAAAGUCCACGGACGAGUCAUUCUAUUCGAAGUUGGAUACAUUUUGCAACGAUAAAUCCUCAAAAUUUAAGCGGUCAAAGAAAGACAAGUGUUUUAUUUUGAAGCAUUAUGCAGGAGAUGUUGAAUAUAACGUGGAAGGAUGGCUGUCAAAAAACAAAGAUCCACUUCACGAGAAUCUCCUGCAGGUCUUAUCAAGCUCAGAGAAUGAUCUAAUAAAACAAUUCUAUCACGACAAAGACUCCCGAGGCGGUUCUUUUAAAACGACAUCAAUUAGGCACAGAAGUCAACUAAAUUCGCUUUUGGACCGUCUGUCCUCAACAGAACCUCAUUUUGUUCGUUGUAUCAUACCAAAUGAUAAAAAGAAAGCCCAUGACUUUAAUAGAAGCUUGAUCUUGGAUCAACUGCGAUGCAACGGUGUGCUAGAAGGUAUCAGAAUUGCUCGUGAAGGGUACCCCAACCGUAUUUUCUUCAAAGAAUUUUUUCAGCGCUACAAGGUUCUCACAGAUGAAUAUCGGUUCUCUAACAACUCCAAGAAGAACUGCGAAAUAGUCUUGUCAUCUCUUCACUUAGACCCUAGUGUUUUCAAAGUUGGAAACAGUAAGCUGUUUUUUAAAGCGGGCGUUCUAGCUUCCUUGGAAGCGAAGAAGGAGAGCCGAAUCUCUGAUAUGAUGUCUAGGCUUAACGCGAUGAUUAAUGGCUCCAAUGUUAGACGUAGCACAUCCCACAAGCUCAAGAAGCUACAAGCUGCACAGGUUUUAAGUUCGGCAUUCAAGACUUACGACAAUCUCAUGGGCGACCACUGGUUUAAUCUCUACGUUAAAAUAAAACCUCUUCUUGAGUCUACUCAGGAGAUAUCCAAAACACGCAAGAUUGCUGAGCAAGUGAAGAGCCUCGAAUCCAAGCUCAAGAUAGUUGAAUCAAAGAACGAAAAACUGCAGCAGGAAAAGGAGAAUAUAUCUGCAGAACUGAAAGCGGUGAGAGAGAAGCUCGCUGCAGAAACCGAAAACUUGGAAAAGCGUCAAAAUGAUCUACGUCUGGUAGCUUCAAAAGAAGCUGAGCUCAACCUCAAACUUGAAGAGUCCCAAAAAAUACGAGACCAAUUUGCAGCGGAGAAGGAGGCUCUUGAAAAGGCACAUGCAAGCCUACAGGGCGAGCUGACUCGCUCUAAUGAGGAAGCUUCUAAGUCACAUUCAUCUUUCCAAAGUCUGCAAAAUGAGAAGGUUCAACUUGAACAAAAAAUAUCAGAGCUUCGGAAACAAGUCGACAAAAGUGAGCGCUCUCAAAAGAACAUGGACUCCGACAAAAAUGGUCUCCUUGAUCAAAUUAAGCUACUAAAGAGCAGCAUUUCAGAGAAAGAUAGAAUUACCGGCGAACUUAAGGAAAAGCUAUCAGCCUCAGAUAAAGAAUUAGAAAGGAGCCUGCAAGGUUUAGAGAAAAAAUUCACAAGCACAAGCAAAAGACUUACUUCAUUGGUUGAAGAAAACAAAAGUUUGCGAGAGACCGUCGACCGAGCGAAAAAGGAGCAAAAUGAGCUUCAUAAUGGUCUGCAGGCCAAGGAAAAGGAGUUGCGAAGGCUAAAUGAACGCUCAGAUCAAAAUCAGACACUAAUUGCAUCACUAAAUAAAGAGAGGGCUGAUCUUGCAGCAGAGCAUGAAAAGAUAUUGAAUGAAGCCAAAGAGUUAAGGAAGGAAGCUUCGGGCUACAAAAAGAGGUAUCAAGAGCUUGAAGAGACUUGUAGCAGCCUGAAAGACGAUCUAAAGCGUUCCUUGCAAGAACCAAAAUCUAAUAGUGGCGAAGAUGGGGAUUCUAGCGUUGACUUGAAGAAGUUCCAGUCGCUCGAAGAACAACUUGUGAGGGAAAAGUCGCUUACAAAAUUUUUAAACGAGCGGUUAGUGGAUAGCUCUUCAAGUCGCCCUCAAUCCAGAUCUCUUCUUGAGCUGCAAACCGCUCACUCUGUGUCCGGAGAAGAUAUCUACAAAGCCUGUGAUGAGCUCAAGCAAGAGUUGAGAGAGACGUCAUAUCGACUCGAGAAAGAAAUCAAUAAUAAAAAAGAUCUGAUUUCUAAACUUCGGUUUACUGAAACACGUCUAGCUUCUGCCUCUUUUGAAAUACAAACGAUGUCGUCUCAGCUGAAGAAACUCAAAAGCAUUAUCAAUGAUGCUAAUUUGAAUGUGAACUUGGAAGAAGUUUUGGGCCAAAUCGAGCCUGUAGAAAUUAACCACGAAAAACUAAUUCUCGAAGUCGAGUAUUUGAAGGGACAACUUGAAGCGCAAAAAAUCGCAAGGCUCGAUGCUGAAAACGCAGCCUCUGCUUUGCACACGAAAUUUAGACAAAUUCAGAGGUCUGACUCAUCCUCUGACAUCUUCCGGCUUAAGUACGAGGCUAGUGAGCAACGUGUCAAAUCACUGGAAUCUAAAAUGACUGCGUACCCGUUGAGAGACAGAACAAAUACAGCAAGUCGGGAGAUUUUUACUCACAGAGAAAGCAUAUCAAAAUACGAAGAGGACCUGAGGUUUUAUAGGCUGGAAAACUACAAGCUCCAGGACCUUCUUGUUGAGUCCGAAAAACAAAUCAAUGCCUUGAAUAAGUGUGUCAAGAAGAACCAAGCUGACCGAGUCGUCUUGGGCGAACAACUAACUAGGGCAAUGAAAGAUCUUGAAGUCACAGAGCGACAGAAUGCGCUACUAGCAACAAGCAGUAAAAACCACAAGGUUCAGUAUGAAAGCUGUAUUGAUGACCUACAUGCUACUGAGGAACAGCUUAAAGAUGUAAUCCACGCCCUCAGGCAGUCAGAGGAUGACAUUAAGACAAUGACAGCUAUAAUCGAGCGAUUGAAAUCUCAAAACAGGCAGAAGGAUAAACAAUUAUGGGAACUGGAGACACGAAACAAUACUUUGGAGUCAGAGACCGAAGAAAAGGCAAUUGACAACGACAAGCUGUGUUCCAGAAUCCAAGUUUUGACCGAUGACCUGUCACACUUUAAAGAUCGCUUGAGGCUUGCCGAAGAUAAAACUCAGUUUCUCGAAGAAAUCGAAAAAUUAAAAGCGGAUCUUGAUUUGUCACUGAGAGGCGAAACUGAGUUGAAGAAGGAGGUCUCAUCUUUGAAUUAUAGCUUAGAAAGCCUGAAGAUUGAUUCUGACGCCAAAAUCAAUGAUUUGCUAAGCCAGACGAAUCAUUAUGAGCAAGUCGUUGGCUCUUUAAUAGAAGAAAGGGAUGCAGCUAGUGCCAUUCAGAAAGAGUUAGAAGAAAACCUGAAACAUUUGCAGGGCAAAGUUGAGGUUCUCAAUGACUCUAUUAAAAGUCUCUUAGACGAAAAGCGUCAAUUAGAGCAUCAAAAUGACGAUCUGAAAACUCGGCUUGAACAAUCUAAAGCUACUUUUGGCGCCACCGAAAAAGAACGGGAAAAUGCUUUUGGUAAAGUGUCUGCCCUCGAGAAGUCCAUGGAGCUCCAGAGAAAACAAAACGAUAGAAACGAAGCGCUCGUUGAACAACUUCAAGCUUCUGUCUCUGAGGCUAAAUCUCAACUUGCCAUUGAAAAAGAUAAAAAUAUUGUAUUGCAUGAAGAGAACCAGUCAUUUGGUAAGUCGAACAAUCAGUUACGCGAGAGGUUAACAGCCUUAGAAGCCAAACUUGAGGACACUUCUGAAAAGGAAGCAUGGCUUUCGAAGGUUCAAGAGUUGGAGGUUCUGGUGGCCAAAGAGUCCGAUUCAAAGUUCGAGGAGAUGAAACGAGCAAAGUCUUUAGAGCGGACAGUUGCAGAGCUCAAGGCUGUGAAUGAAAAGCAAGCAGAAACCAUUAACAUGGCGAACGACGACAGGCUAGAAUUCUCAAAUGAGCUGUCCGAAAAGAUUGAACGCUUGGCAGCUCUUGAAAAGCAUAUCGCGAAACAGGAGAUUGACAUGAAGAGGAUAGAGCGUGACAAAACAUAUCAAGAUGAGCGCAUACUGCACUUACAAAGCGAAGUUGAGCUUUGGAAAGAGAAGUACAGCGAUCUUUCGACAAGGCGAGAAAAAAUAAGCGUUCACGCGUCUGAAGAAGUUUUCAUAUAG
Molecule: messenger RNA, 5589 nt
Organism: Lachancea thermotolerans CBS 6340
Lineage: Eukaryota; Fungi; Ascomycota; Saccharomycetes; Saccharomycetales; Saccharomycetaceae
Gene: MYO1
Product: myosin 1
Exons: 1
Coding region: 1-5589 (1862 amino acids)
Biological process (GO): actin filament organization; vesicle transport along actin filament
Cellular component (GO): actin cytoskeleton; myosin complex; cytoplasm
Molecular function (GO): microfilament motor activity; actin filament binding; ATP binding
Source: RefSeq, a predicted model, not a curated record